This is a messenger RNA of Cucumis sativus (cucumber), 2377 nucleotides long. Its product is annotated as LEAF RUST 10 DISEASE-RESISTANCE LOCUS RECEPTOR-LIKE PROTEIN KINASE-like 1.5. The record is from RefSeq and is a predicted model, not a curated record. The transcript has a single exon. The coding region runs from base 187 to 2055 and encodes 622 amino acids. NCBI's taxonomy places the organism in Eukaryota, Viridiplantae, Streptophyta, Magnoliopsida, Cucurbitales, Cucurbitaceae. Gene Ontology annotation, molecular function: protein kinase activity; ATP binding. Gene Ontology annotation, biological process: protein phosphorylation.
UUUUUGUCUUCACACUCCAAAAUUUGAGCUUUUGCCCUUCACGUGACCCUUUCUUCUUUGUCAUUCUUCACUCUCAACACUGACCCCAUUUUCACUCUCUCUUUCUAAUUUCAAACACACAAUUCCUAAUCGAAUCUCCAUUCUUUUCUUUUGUUCCUCAGAUUUGGAUCUCUCUUCUUCUCUUCCAUGCCUUCUCCAUCUCCCCUUUUUACCAUUUCCGCCAUUCUUCUCUUCUCCCUUCUCUUCCACGUUCACUCUUUUUGUCCACCUUUCUCUUCCCAACCUCGUUUCCCCUUUUCCUCUGUUUCCGGUCAUGGCCAUCCUUCUUUUCAGGUCCAUUGCUCUUCUCCUCACUCUCUUAUUUCCAUUAAUGGCCUUUCCUUUUCUCUUCUAAGUUUCAAUAUCUCCUCCACCACUCUCCUCCUUUCUCCUCUUCCACUUAAUCUCACUCCCACUCCCAAACAAUCCAAUCAUUCCUGUUUUUCUCUUCGUUCUUCUUCUAUUCCCACCCGUUCCAUUGAUUUCUCUGGCUCCCCUUUUCGAAUCUCAGAUGGGUAUUGUUCUAGACUCUCCCUUCUUCGCCCUUGUUCGCCUCCUCAUCUACCCAAUUGCAGUCAUUGCCCUUGGGAGUGUAAUCUUAUCAAGAAACCGGUUAAUUUGCUCCAUGGAUGCGGUGUUGAGCGGCAGUCUGUGUCGGAGCAAGGUUGUCAAGAGGAGGUUUUGGAGUAUUUGGAUAGAAUUCUUAGAUUGGGGUUUGAAGUUGAGUGGGACAAAGAUCAGGACCCUUACUUUAUUAAGUGUAAUGAUUGUGAAGCUAACAAAGGUGUUUGUGGGUUCAAUUCUUCAGACCCAGAUAGGAAAUUCAUUUGCUAUUAUACUCGAACUCGAUACUCAUACCCUAAUAGAAUCGCGAUUCUGUCCUCUGUUUUUGCAUUGAUGUGCUUGUUAUUGGUUAUUGCGGUGAUGUUGGCUUUUUUCAGGUCCAGAUGGUUGAGAUCCUUCGCCAUUGAAGUUGACCCAACAGCUCAGUUCCUUAGCCGUCAUCGUUCACCUAAUCUUCUCCCACCUGUUUUUCCUUACGAAGAACUUGAAUCCUCAACUAAUCGAUUCGACCCAAAGAGGAAACUGGGCGACGGUGGAUUUGGGUCUGUUUAUUUGGGUCAGCUCAACGAUGGUCGAUUAGUGGCCGUUAAGUAUCUCCACAAGCAUCACGCCGCCGCCACUGCCUCCUCCGGCAAGGCUUUCUUCACCAAAUCGUUCUGUAACGAAAUCUUGAUUCUUUCUUCGAUUAAUCACCCAAAUCUCGUUAGGUUACAUGGGUAUUGUAGUGAUCCAAGAGGGCUUAUUCUAGUUUAUGAUUAUGUUCCAAAUGGGACUCUCGCCGAUCAUCUCCAUGGGCCUAAAUGCUCGUACCGGAAAGGAUCUCUCUCUUGGCAAGUAAGGAUUGACAUUGCUCUGCAAAUCGCCAUGGCUAUGGAGUAUUUGCAUUUCUCUGUUGUACCACCGAUUGUUCACAGAGACAUCACGUCUUCUAAUAUUUUUGUGGAGAAAGAUAUGAGAAUCAAAGUUGGGGAUUUUGGGCUUUCAAGGUUGUUGGUUUUCUCUGAUACGACGUCAUCUUCAUCUGGGUAUGUCUGUACCGGUCCUCAGGGGACACCAGGCUACUUGGAUCCAGAUUACCACCGCUCGUUCCGGUUGACGGAGAAAAGUGAUGUGUACAGCUUCGGAGUUGUGUUAUUGGAGCUGAUUUCUGGUUUGAAAGCGGUGGAUCAGAGUCGAGAGAGAAGAGAAAUGGCGUUAGCUGAUCUGGUAGUGUCGAAGAUCCAAAUGGGUCAGCUUCAUCAGGUGGUGGACUCUGUUUUGGGCGUCGACGGUGAAGUAAUCGACGGCGUUGAGGCCAUGGCGGAGUUGGCUUUCCGAUGCGUUGCGGCUGAUAAAGACGACCGCCCUGACGCGAAGGAGAUUGUGGAGGAGCUCCGGCGAAUACGGAACUGCACACGUGGAGGGGUCCGGUCGUCGAUUUCAAAUGUAAGUGCUGACGUGGGUAGAAGUUGAUUGGAGGAUGAGGCGAUUUGUUUGGCGCCCAGUUUGCGUACGUGGGGGGUUUGACUAGUCCACAGAACAGCGACGGGACAUAUUUUUUGAUGCUUUGCUUGUAAAUGUCAAAUAUCCACGUGGACUCAGCUUUGCUGAAUCAGCUGAGGGCACUAGAGGUGACUGUAAAAUGUAAAAUCUUUUUUGUUUUCUUCUUCUAUUUACUCAAUUUUACGUCUUCCUCUUUUUGGGUUAAACAUCUCUUGAUCCCCACACCUAUCCAUUUUGAGUCCAUACAAUAAUGAUAAUGAUGAUGUUUAGAGGAAAUUUUAUACGUUUAAAA